This is a messenger RNA of Aspergillus brunneoviolaceus CBS 621.78, 3375 nucleotides long. RefSeq lists its product as uncharacterized. Bases 1 to 3375 code for a protein of 1124 amino acids. The record is from RefSeq and is a predicted model, not a curated record. NCBI's taxonomy places the organism in Eukaryota, Fungi, Ascomycota, Eurotiomycetes, Eurotiales, Aspergillaceae. The transcript is spliced from 9 exons.
AUGGAUCUGACCGCCACUUUGUCGGAGCCGAAUGAUGUGGCUUCAAUCGACCACCUGGCCAAGACACAUUAUGUAGCUGAACAGUCGCUUCGGGAUGCUCAUCACCGUAAGGGGCACAAAAGUGCAUCCCCAUGUCCCGAUUUCGCAACGAGGUGGGAAGUCGCACAACGCGAAGUCCGAGCUAGGUACUUGAAGAGAGCUCUUGAGCUAGCUUCCUCGGAUCAAUACAAGCGGCAGCAGGUGAACGAUAUCGAGUUUGCAAAUGCGCUCUACACAAAGUGUUACGAAGAACUAGAUCCCGACGAAGCGGGAACCACUUCCUCAAUCCAGCUCGAUGCUUUCAAAAUAGCAGUGACAAAGUUGCUGAGCUCCGAGACUGGAUCUAGACCGCAUCCAGUCCAAGUUAAAGAAGAGGAAGCCCCCGCUGCUAUCAGGGAGUUUCCGCAAACUGUUGACAAUCCGGACACUGCGAUGAGAGAAGCGCCUUCGGAGGAUUACAAUGUUGGCAACGCCGCGGAUGGUAACAUACAGGCGUUGGAGACAGCCGUGAAGAAGGGCCUCAAGGCGCUGGCGCAGAUGAGCGAAGUUUUUGGCGCGUCCGAUGACUGGGACACUGAAGCCGACUGGGUUACCAAGAUCAAGCGAACGAUCUCGAAAGCUCGCAGGGAAAAGGUCGUCAUUGGGAUUGUCGGAAGCACUGGCGCGGGAAAAUCGUCUUUGAUCAACGCGCUAAUCGAUGAAAAACACAUCCUCACUACGGACUGCAUGCGAGCAUCGACAGCGGUCCCAGUGGAAGUCUCUUACAACAAACAAGCAUCAAGAUACAGAGCAGAAAUUCGAUUCAUUGAGCUCAGACACUGGGAGCGCGAGUUGAACAUUCUAUUUGCAGAGCUUGGUGACCAUAGUGAGGAACUUGCUCGCGGCGAGAUGCCAAAGGACUCAGAGGCAGCGGUCGCCUUGGAUAAGAUCAUGGCUGUGUAUCCGACCUUGAAGCGGGAGCAUCUUCUCGAAACCUCGCCCUCGAAGCUGCUGGAGGACAGAAUUGUAUUCGACCUACUGGGCCAGAGUAUGGUGAUUGAAGAAAAUGACUCUAAGAGUUUCUCAGAGAGCCUUAAGUCAUAUAUCGAUAGCAAGGGCAAGAAAAAGAGUAGGUCCAAGAUUUUGACCAAGAAGGGCACUUCUGCACAGCCGAUAGAUCUGUCAGACGAGCUGAAAUCCGCCGACCCGGGCAUUGGACUGUGGCCUCUUGUUCGCGUUGUGCGGGUCUAUGUGAAGGUCGGAGCUUUGUCGACAGGAGCUGUUCUAGUUGAUCUUCCCGGAGUCUACGACUCGAAUGCAGCGCGGGUGGCCGUGGCCAAGGAGUACAUGAAUUGUUGCUCUGCUCAUUGGAUUGUGGCGCCCAUCAAUCGCGCAGUCAGUGAUAAAGUUGCUCAUGAUCUGUUGGGCAAGAAUUUCAAAAUACAGAUGCACAUGAACAGUGCAUUCAACGACAUCACAUUUAUCUGCACCAAGACCGACGACAUCGUUCCAAUGGAAGUGGUGCAAUCUCUAGGUCUUGAGCUGCCACCUGUUGAGAAUGUUGAAGCAUCGGAAAGGUUUGAGGCCUUGAAGAUAGAGCUUCAAGCAAGCAGAAGAUCGAAGAAAAAGAUUGCCGAUGACCUGGACGACAUCGAAGAGAAGAUCGAAGAGCUAGAGUCGGAGUUAGAGGAAGAAGGUUUCAAUCUCGACGAUGUCAUGCUUACUCCCAAAAAAAGGAAGAAGGCCCGUAACGCUGGGAGCUCGCCCGAGGAGUUGCUCGCGACCAUGACCUUUUCAGAAAGCAUCGAAGACCCAGAUGAAGCUGAUGAUGAUCAAUCAGUACUCCUGCGUCAGCUGCAUAGAUACAAAGCCCAGCGGAGGGACCUUCAGAAACAACGACGCCUCAUCCAAAAAAGAAUUCAGAUAUACGAGUCAACCGAGUUCGAGGAUCUCCGACGAUGCAUUGAGGCUCGGAAUGACUUUUCGAAGCAUGAGAUCAGACGUGACCUUGCUCAGACCAUUGCGAACUUAGAUCGAGACGAUGAGCAGCCUGAUGGAAGUAUUCCCCAGACUCCGGCCAGAAACUAUAGUGAACUCGAACGAAACCUUUCGGUGUUUUGUGUGUCCGCUAAAGCUUAUCAAGGAAUUCGUAGCCGUCCAGAGCCAGACACCCGGGUCGGUGGGUUCUCUCAACUGGAACAGACAGAGAUUCCUGCUCUGCAGCGGUACUGCGUUGCGCUGACUAUCAAAUCCCGUGAACGAACUGCGAAACGAUUCUUGAUUGCGCUCAAUUCGCUCCUUCAAUCCAUAGCGAUAUGGUGCUCUCCAACUAAGUCAGCAGCGGCUAUCUCUGACCAGGAGAAACAGGAGAUUGAGGCCGGAUUCAGUAUCGCACUGCACGACAUGACCAAGACCAUGAAUGAGAGCCGGGAUGGUUGUAUUUCUACCAUUCAAAGAGUCAAGAUCAUCAGCCUGCUGAACGAAGCAUGGCGCCAGGGAAACAAGGCGUUUUCUCCGACGGUUGCAUCCUGGAAUAGACCUUCAACCGAAGGAGGAUUCCGGUAUAAUACCUACCAAGCAAUCUGUCGCCGCCAGGGCGUUUUCAAGCAAAUCAACAUGAACGACGAACUAGCAGUCCCUAUGCUUGCCAAAACCAGCCCCGGAUGGCGCAAAGCGUUCGCUAGAAAAUUGCCCGAAGCAUACAAAACUCUGCGUGAAAAACUGGAGAAUGCUCUCAGCCGCUUCCACUCUGAAACGAUUCGAUCAACAAAGUGGGAGGUCCCCCAAUACACACGCCAGCUCCUACAGAACAAACUGGUUACUUCCCACGAAAUGUUGCGGCAUAAGAUGGACGAUCUGCAAGAGUGGAGCAAGACAAAGCAGAAAGAAGCGCUCGACAAAUUCAGCGAGAAAAUUGCUACGGAACUCCAUAAGACCUACGAAGCAUGCGCCGAGCAUCGAGGCAUCGGCACAUUGCAAGCGGUUCGCACCACGAUGUCCGACCAUGCCGAGAGGCAAGGGGAACAGUUGUUCCGUAGUGUCUCGAAUCAAGUUGAGCAGACCCUUCAAGCAAUAUUGUGCGAGUUGAAGGUUAAGAUCGAGCGGUUGGUCGAGAAACGAUUGCAGGACGCUCGCCAAGACUACCAUCGUGCCCUUAUAGCACCGCACCUCAAACAAUGCUCACAGAAGAAGGCGCGCUUCAAAGCUCAGAUCCUACAUCUUGUCCGUAAUGCUGAGGCCGACCUGCAGCUGGGAGUUUUGCUAGGAGGAGGUGGUCUGCCUCAAUCUGGCGAGGCGCCUGGUGUAGACAAGCAGAAGGCGGCGGCUACUACUACUGAAUCUGCUGCUAAUUCUUAG